This is a messenger RNA of Molossus molossus (Pallas's mastiff bat), 2823 nucleotides long. It is a transcript of the gene TXNDC5, whose product is annotated as thioredoxin domain containing 5. The transcript is spliced from 10 exons. Gene Ontology annotation, biological process: protein folding. Gene Ontology annotation, cellular component: endoplasmic reticulum. Lineage: Eukaryota; Metazoa; Chordata; Mammalia; Chiroptera; Molossidae. The coding region runs from base 1 to 1287 and encodes 428 amino acids. Gene Ontology annotation, molecular function: protein disulfide isomerase activity. The record is from RefSeq and is a predicted model, not a curated record.
AUGCCCGCGCGCCCCGGACGCCUCCUCUCGACGCUGCCCCGGCUGCUGGCUCCGGCCGCGCUGCUGCUGCUGCUGUCUGGCCAUGGCGGCGGCGGGCGCUGGGGCGCCAGGGCCCAGGAGCCGGGCACGGAGGCGGAUGAGCCCCCCGCGGCGGACGGCGGGGACAGGCAGGACCCGCACUCCAAGCACCUGUACACGGCCGACAUGUUCACGCACGGGAUCCAGAGCGCCGCGCACUUCGUCAUGUUCUUCGCGCCCUGGUGUGGGCACUGCCAGCGGCUGCAGCCUACUUGGAACGAACUGGGAGAUAAGUACAACAGCAUGGAAGACGCCAAAGUCUACGUGGCUAAAGUGGACUGCACGGCCGACUCAGACGUGUGCUCCGCCCAGGGCGUCCGAGGAUACCCCACCUUGAAGUUUUUCAAGCCUGGCCAAGAAGCGGUGAAAUACCAAGGUCCCCGGGACUUCCAGGCCCUGGAACACUGGAUGCUGCAGACGCUGAACCAGGAGCCUGCGACACCGGCCCCCGAAGCAGAGCCGCCCAGACCCCCCGAGCGGAAGCAGGGGCUGUAUGAGCUCUCAGCGAGCAACUUCGAGCUGCACGUCACACAAGGCGACCACUUCAUCAAGUUCUUCGCUCCGUGGUGUGGGCACUGCAAGGCUCUGGCUCCAACCUGGGAGCAGCUGGCUCUGGGCCUCGAACAUUCCGAAACCGUCAAGAUUGGCAAGGUGGACUGCACACAGCACCAUGAGCUCUGCUCAGGAAACCAGGUCCGUGGCUACCCCACGCUGCUGUGGUUCCGGGACGGGAAGAAGAUCGACCAGUACAAAGGAAAGCGGGACCUGGACUCCCUGAGAGAAUAUGUGGAAUCCCAGCUCCAGAGUGUGGAAGGAGGCGCCCCGGAGACCGCCCAGCCCUCCGAGGCUCCCGUGCCACCCAAGGCCGAUGAGGGCACCGUGUUGGCACUCACCGAGAGGAACUUCGACGACACCGUCGCGGAAGGAAUAACCUUCAUCAAGUUUUAUGCUCCGUGGUGUGGCCACUGUAAGAAUCUGGCUCCCACCUGGGAAGAACUCUCCAGAAGGGAAUUCCCCGGGCUGGCCGAGGUCAAGAUCGCUGAAGUGGACUGUACCGCCGAGCGCAGUGUUUGCAGCAAGUACUCGGUGCGAGGCUAUCCCACAUUGCUGCUUUUCCGCGGAGGGAAGCAGGUCGGCGAGCACAGCGGGGGCCGAGACCUGGAAUCCUUGCACCACUUUGUUCUGCGCCAGGUGAAGGACGAACUAUAGACACGCAGGUGGCCCCUGGACCGGGUGGAGGGGCCGAGGCUGCGGACGUGGAGUUGCAGGUGGUGGUGGUUCGGAAGGCUGAGCUCCUGAACUUAUGGUAUCUUCUUUGUGUGUGUUUUUAAGCCCACACACCCUACAGGUUCUUAUUAAGUUUCUCUAAGUAAAUAUGAUCCCUUUGCAAACUAAAUAUUUUCAGUGGAAAUCUAUCAUCCCCUUUAACCUUCUCUUGAUGGAAUCUAAAUGGUUUUCUCUGAGACUAAAAUAGAGUUGAGGAAAAUCAAAUCGCUGGACUAUUUUUGGCUCCUGAGUGAUUUUGGUGACAGCAUCGUCCAAAGCAUAGUUCUGAACUGCCCACGAGUCUGGGAAGGUGGCCCUGUGGCAGUGUCGACGCCCCUCCGGUCUCAAGGUCACAGCCGACUUACCAGCAGUGUGGCUGGUUUGUAGCUUGGAGCAGAUUUAACAACAAAAACCCCACACCUCCGAAGAUACCGUCAUGGCCACGCCUGGACUUUGUUUCUGUUACUGCUUCUCCCACUGGGGGAGGUUUUCCAUCACGGAAGCUGUGGGACUUCUGACAUGUGCCUGAGUAAGAUACGCCGUUGCCAUAAUCCUGUGUCGAUGUUUGUCAAAUCCGUUGUCACCGUUCCAGGGAUACUUCUGUUUGUUUCUCAUGGGCGAAAGAGUUCAUUAAUCAUGCUAACAUUAAUUCAGUCCGUGUGAAGAUUUUUAAUAUUUAAAGUCCAUAUUUAAGAUUUGAUGUCCCCCAUGGGAAUGUGGGCAUGGAAAGUUCCGUGAAGUUUGUCCUGACUGUUCUGUUAGCUCAGAAAGAUUCUGGUUGACUCUGUCACCUGGGGAGGAGGACCCGACGAGCUGCUCGGGGCCCGGGGACCAGGGGACCUGCAGUCCGCUGCAGGCCCAGACUGGACACCGUUUGUCCUCGUCAGUCCUCCUAGGGGCUCGCUCUACACCGCCCGCCUUCGCGGAGCUUGGCCCUCUGCCGUGAAGAGUGGGAUUAGCUUGACCUAAAGACCAAAGAGUGAAGUAGGCAGGGCCGAAGCAGGCUGUGUACCCUCAGUGCGCCCUUCUAAUUCAUGCCAUCCCAGGGAUUAAACAUUUCUACCGUCACCCUCGGAAAUCAGUAACCACGGGCUCCCCUAAGACAGGUGCCUGUAUGUUCUUUGCCAUCAAGUUACUUCUGAUAGGAACCCCUCUGUGUCCACCACUCUGCACCCCACCGCCCAUGCUCGGGGAUCUCGUCACUUGGCACAAAAUCACUGGUGGUACGAAUCUUAGACACAAGACCAUGUCUGCGGCCAGCGGCAGAUGACAACAGAGCAGAUCCCGACCAGCCUCUGCCUUAAAGGAAAUCUUUAUUCAUCGUGUGUGGCUCACAGGCGUUCUUUUAAAAACCCCAACUUCUGGAGAAGCACAAUCCUCGUGAGUGGCUUCAGCUUUGCAUCACGAGUCUUGUAUCGAAAGAACAAAGUGGUACAAUUUGUUUACACUAUGAUACUUUCUAAAAUAAACUUUUUUUUU